Messenger RNA from Trichobilharzia regenti, 651 nucleotides. NCBI's taxonomy places the organism in Eukaryota, Metazoa, Platyhelminthes, Trematoda, Strigeidida, Schistosomatidae. The record is from the annotation of a GenBank genome assembly.
AUGUCCCGCAGUAUCAUAACACCUGCAUUCCCAGUGUCCUCUUUGACCGAUUCUUCAUACGAUGCCGUUCUCCUAGUAAAUGAUGAUGCAGAACAUCUACCAGAACCGUUAAAACUCGCUUUGAAUGCCUUGGAAAAAUUCAGUGAGGUGAAUCCGAAGUUUUCUGAUGAAAUCAGUGUGAUUCCAUUUCCGGAACAUCCAUCGAAGAGAUUGAUAUUCAGUCCAACGGGUCAGUUGAAUACAGACGAAGCGGAUAUACGGAAUGUGUAUGAUGCUGCUGUAGAUGGAAUGAAAAAAUUGUUAAAGAUUGGUUGCAAAUCGCCGUUAUUAUGUUGUGGAUCAUUAGUCUCAGCUCCAAAAGAAUUUCAGUGGACAGAUCGUAGUUGUCUAUUGUUGAACGCUGUUCUGGGAGCAUAUCACGCACUGUAUACGCCUCUUGAAGUCCGUGAAAUGGUUCCUGAAAAGUUUCCCAAAGCAUUACGAUUUGGUGUGAUGGAGGCGGACGAGCGUUUACUAAACACCGCUAUGGCUAUUGAAGAAGGUCGAAUAGUCGCACGCGAUAUCGGUGGGUCAGAUCCAGAACGAAUGGCGGCUCCGAAGAUUGUGGAGUAUUUGGAGAAUGCUUUGAGUGGUCUUACUGGUAUAAAAUGA